This is a messenger RNA of Dovyalis caffra, 186 nucleotides long. NCBI's taxonomy places the organism in Eukaryota, Viridiplantae, Streptophyta, Magnoliopsida, Malpighiales, Salicaceae. The record is from the annotation of a GenBank genome assembly.
AUGGAAGAAGUGGCGUCAAGAAGAUGCAAUCAAGAGACAGAAGGAGACAAGUUGGCCGACUCAAAGACUAAACUUAAUCAAACUAGUGGGAGCCGAAACGUUGAAAGAGAGUUGAAGAAAGCUAAUUCUCCGCAAGAACCAGAAGAAGAAAUGCAAAAAUUGGUUCCCGGAAGUGAACAAGGUUAA